CUGACAGCCGAUCUCGCCAUGGUAACUGUCGGCGACCAGUCCGCACUCUGCUGUGAGUGAAACAACACGAACGACACAGCUGCGACUUUUAAACUUCCAGAACCGCCGCCACCAAGAACCCCUCUACCACACUCUACAAACUCCUGGAUCAGUACCAGAAGGACAGGACUGCUAGGCUUUUGUGUGUGUGUAUGUGUGUAUGUGAGAGGGUAGGUGUGUGUGAACUUUUUUUUAACAACAAGAAUCGUCAACGCGACCAACACUGGAUCAAGACCAGAGACUGCUAGAAAAGAACCCGCCAGAACCACUAGGCUUUGUGUGUGUGUGUGACUGCUAGUGUGUGUGUGUCUGUUGUGUGUGUGUGUGUGUGUGUGAGAGAGAGUGUGUGUGUUUGAGGGAGGUAGCUGUUUGUUUGGGCCGGAGCCGAACCAGUGUGGGCUGGAUUGGAUUGUGCCUAGUCAUGCCUGCAACCGGGUCAGCCGAUCCUAAGGCGGAGGACUUCUCCACUGCUAUCCUGAAGCAGAAAUCUCGGCCUAACAGACUGGUGGUGGAUGAAGCUAUCAAUGAGGACAACAGCAUUGUCAGCCUCUCACAGGCCAAGAUGGAGGAGCUUCAGCUCUUCCGUGGGGACACUGUGGUGUUACGAGGACGCAAGCGCAGGGAGACGGUGUGCAUUGCUCUGACUGAUGACUCGUGCAGUGACGAGCGCAUACGCGUGACACGCGUCACUCGCAACAAUCUGCGUGUCAGACUGGGAGACAUCAUCAGCAUCCACGCGUGUCCUGAUGUAAAGUAUGGCAAGCGUAUCCACGUGUUGCCCAUAGACGACACCAUAGAGGGGCUCACAGGAAACCUGUUUGAAGUCUUCCUCAAACCAUACUUCUUGGAGGCCUACCGACCUGUGCACAAAGGUGACAUCUUCCUUGUGCGUGGUGGCAUGCGAGCUGUGGAGUUCAAGGUGGUGGAGACGGACCCCAGCCCUCACUGCAUCGUUGCCCCGGAUACCGUCAUCCACUGCGAAGGAGAGGCCAUCAAAAGAGAGGAGGAAGAGGAGAGCCUGCAUGACAUUGGCUACGAUGACAUCGGUGGAUGCAGGAAGCAGUUGGCCCAGAUCAAGGAGAUGGUGGAGCUGCCCCUCAGACACCCUGGUCUCUUCAAGGCCAUUGGAGUCAAGCCUCCCAGAGGUAUCCUUCUGUACGGCCCUCCAGGUACGGGCAAGACCCUGGUGGCUCGCGCCGUCGCCAACGAGACUGGAGCUUUCUUCUUCCUCAUCAAUGGGCCAGAGAUCAUGAGCAAGUUGGCAGGUGAGUCAGAGAGUAACCUGCGUAAGGCCUUCGAGGAGGCGGAGAAGAACGCUCCCGCCAUCAUCUUCAUCGACGAGCUGGACGCCAUCGCCCCCAAGAGGGAGAAGACCCAUGGUGAGGUGGAGCGGCGUAUCGUGUCCCAGCUGCUGACCCUGAUGGACGGCCUGAAGCAGCGCGCUCACGUGGUCGUCAUGGCAGCCACCAACAGGCCCAACAGCGUGGACCCUGCCCUGAGACGCUUUGGGAGGUUCGACCGUGAGAUUGACAUUGGCAUCCCUGACUCGAUUGGACGCCUGGAGAUCUUACAGAUUCACACCAAGAACAUGAAGCUAGGAGACGAUGUGGAUCUAGAGAAGAUAGCCACCGAGACGCAUGGGCACGUGGGAGCCGAUGUCGCGGCGCUGUGCUCUGAGGCGGCUCUGCAGGCCAUCCGGAAGAAGAUGACGCUGAUAGACCUGGAGGACGACACCAUCGACGCAGACCUGCUCAACUCACUGGCUGUAGCCAUGGACGACUUCCAGUGGGCCCUGAGCCAGAGUAACCCCUCUGCUCUGAGGGAGACGGUGGCGGAGGUGCCCCAGGUCAACUGGGAGGACAUCGGGGGCCUGGACCAGGUCAAGACAGAGCUACAGGAACUGGUGCAGUACCCGGUAGAAUACCCUGAGAAGUUCCUCAAGUUUGGGAUGACCCCAUCGCGUGGCGUGCUGUUCUACGGCCCUCCCGGCUGCGGUAAGACCCUGCUGGCCAAAGCCAUCGCCAACGAGUGCCAGGCCAACUUUGUCUCCAUCAAGGGCCCCGAGCUUCUCACCAUGUGGUUUGGAGAGUCCGAGGCCAACGUCAGAGAUGUGUUUGACAAGGCCAGGCAGGCGGCUCCAUGUAUCCUGUUCUUUGAUGAGCUGGACUCCAUUGCCAAGGCUCGAGGGGGAGGGGCCGGGGACGCAGGGGGAGCGGCCGACCGUGUCAUCAACCAGAUCCUCACAGAGAUGGACGGCAUGAGCAACAAAAAGAAUGUCUUCAUCAUUGGAGCCACCAACAGACCUGACAUCAUUGAUCCUGCCAUCCUGAGACCGGGUCGGCUGGAUCAGCUGAUCUACAUCCCUUUGCCAGACAAGGGCUCCCGCACCGCUAUACUCAGAGCCAACCUUCGCAAAUCACCUAUCUCUAAGGAGGUGGACCUGGAGUACCUGUCUCGUAUCACUGAAGGCUUCUCUGGAGCCGACCUGACAGAGAUCUGCCAACGCGCCUGCAAACUGGCCAUCAGGGAGGCCAUCGAGGCCGAAAUACGAGUGGAGAGAGAGAGGCAGAGGAAAGGACGACAAGACACUGCUAUGGAUGAGGACUUUGACCCGGUACCUGAGAUCCGAAAGGAUCAUUUUGAGGAGGCCAUGCGAUUCGCCCGUCGCUCCGUCAGCGAUAACGACAUCCGCAAGUACGAGAUGUUCGCACAGACGCUGCAGCAGAGCAGAGGCUUCGGGAACUUCAGGUUCCCCUCUGGCUCCAAGAAGGCCGGAGGUCAGGGUCCCUCUGGUGACCACUACCGGGACGACGGAGACGAUGACCUCUACCAGUGAAGGUCACACAGAGGUCAAAGGGCAUGCUCUGGUGACAAUGACCUUUAUCAGUGAUGCUCAUUCAAAAAUAAGCUGAAAGAUCAUCCGUAUCGUAUCACUCUGUAUACAGCCAUUGUUGUUGGACAAUAUCAAAAUAAAAAAAUUAAAUGAGUUCAUUUAAUAAGGGAGUCACAAGUUAAUGUGUAAAAUGUCAUUGUCAUGUCAAUACAUCUACAGAAGGUAACAUGAUAAUGAAAAUAAUGAUUCUCUGUUGUGAA
Messenger RNA from Engraulis encrasicolus (European anchovy), 3132 nucleotides. Its product is annotated as Transitional endoplasmic reticulum ATPase. Gene Ontology annotation, molecular function: polyubiquitin modification-dependent protein binding; ATP hydrolysis activity; ATP binding. Gene Ontology annotation, biological process: autophagosome maturation; mitotic spindle disassembly; retrograde protein transport, ER to cytosol. NCBI's taxonomy places the organism in Eukaryota, Metazoa, Chordata, Actinopteri, Clupeiformes, Engraulidae. The coding region runs from base 461 to 2875 and encodes 804 amino acids. The transcript has 21 exons. The record is from RefSeq and is a predicted model, not a curated record. Gene Ontology annotation, cellular component: VCP-NPL4-UFD1 AAA ATPase complex; cytosol; nucleus.